Molecule: messenger RNA, 36211 nt
Organism: Ruditapes philippinarum (Manila clam)
Lineage: Eukaryota; Metazoa; Mollusca; Bivalvia; Venerida; Veneridae
Biological process (GO): cell communication
Cellular component (GO): membrane
Source: RefSeq, a predicted model, not a curated record
AUGGCCUGUUUAAAAAGCCUUGGGGGGGGCCCCCCCGAUAUUAUUCUUGGUAAAGGUGGAGGUGGAGGACAUGGCGGGAGCGGCGGCAAGCAGGCCAAUGCAACUUCCCGUGCAGGGUUUUCCCAUGGGGACACAUUUCAGCCAGAGAAUUUAGGUUCUUCAGGAGGACUUGGGUUAUACGAUUUGGACGGCGGUGCUGGUGGUGGAACACUUUGGUUUAAUGUUACCGAUACUAUAUUUAUAGACGGUAUUGUGAGCGCUAAUGGAGCAGAUGCUUAUUUUAACGGAUCAGGUGGUGGAUCAGGUGGGGCUAUUUGGAUUCAUUGUAAUAUCAUUCAGGGUUAUGGUAAAAUUACUGCUAACGGGGGUUCCGGCUCAAACUAUUCACUGAGUACUGGCAGCGGGGGUGCUGGCGGAAGAAUAGCCGUUUAUUUUAAGGUAAACGAAACAAUGUCCUCUUUUCGCCACCAGGCAUAUGGUGGCCCUGCAGGAGGUAUAGAAUCCGAACAUGGAGGUGCAGGUACAGUUUUUGCCUAUAAUAUGUUAAAAGAUCACACCACACUUAUUCUAGACAAUAAUGAUCAGCAUCCAAGAGAUGAGAAUAAUGUUAUUGAAGAUUAUUCUGAUUUGACCCAUGAUUCUUGCCGAACUUGGAUUUUGCCAGAGUCGGGUACAAAUGAGUUUUCAGAUGGAAAAUUCUCAUUUUCUUUCAAUGAAGUUCAAAUUUCCGGCGCAGCGCAUUUUGCUGUUUUACCACACCCAGUUGGCACUCCCGUUGACAUCUUUUUCUUAUAUAUGAUCGGAGAUAGAACUGGAACCAUGCAUAUUGGAAAUAAUCAAAUUAUGGAUCUCGAAAGAGCUGAGAUUGACCUUCCGUUUAAUGCCAGAGUUUAUGCAGGUGGAUAUUUAGGACUCGCUCCAAACACUUACGUACAUGAUGUGACAGUUUGGUUGCACGGAGAACUUGAUCAUGUUGAAAAUAUAACGUUACACCACAGGGGACAUCUUGCACUGAAAUCAGGGGGUCGUACAACAUUGGCUAAAGCAGAUGAAUACAAUUUCCUUUGGGUUACCAUCCGAGAUAAUGCAACGAUAAGCAUAAUCACAGAUCCAGUGUCCGACCCAGUGUCUACAUUUACAGUUGAAAACAAAUUGAAUAUGGAGGGAGGUAGUCACUUUUAUGGAACAGAUAUCAUUUUAAUCGCAAACGAUCUUACGCUAGAUUAUGGAGCGUCUCUACAUGCAGACUCUUUAGGGUACAGACCGGAGGAUUCCCAGACAAGUACUGUAAAUCGUGGCUUAGGAACGACAGACGAUGACGGCUCGUCAGGUGCUGGCCAUGGAGGUACUAGUGGAAAAGGAUCUGGAACAACAAUGACCGGUCAACCGUAUGGCAAUACGUUUCAGCCUAGAGAAAGUGGAAGUGCAGGAGGAGGUGGAUGGAACGUUGGUGGACAAGGUGGCGGAAGGCUCUACAUUACAGUUUCAAAUCUUUUUCAAAUAGAUGGCGAAGUUCGUUCAAAUGGUGGAGACGGUAAGGCCAUGUCUGGUGGUGGUGGAUCUGGCGGGUCAGUCUUAAUUGACACCUUCAAAUUCCGUGGAAUGGGAAAUAUUACAGCAAAUGGCGGAAGUAGUUUUGAAAACGGACUUGGAAGUGCAGGUGCAGGGGGAAGAAUUGCUAUUUACUUACGGGAGAAUGUGACUUACUGGGGUACAUAUCAAUGUCACGGUGGUUACGCUAGUGGAAAUGCGGAGUCUGGUGGCCCAGGCACUGUUUACAUUUAUCAUCGAGACAAAGACCAUAGCACAUUAUAUGUCAAUAAUAAUAAGCGUACAAAUUCAAAAGAAGGCAAUCUAGUUAAAACAUACUCUGAUUUGGAAGAAGAUAGAUUUAAAGCAUGGAUAUUGCCUUCCUCGUCUGAUCAUAGACUUGCUCGUGCCAUUGAUGAUUACAGGUUUAAUGAAUUACAAAUAUUCGGUAACGCCCACUUAGCAUUCAUGCCAGACCCAUAUGAAAAUGGUUGCAAUAUCCAUUUCCUACAUAUGAUUGGUGAUAGAACAGGAUAUGUACAUAUAGGUCCAAAUCAGAUUAUGGAUCUUGAGCGCGAUUUUUUGGACACUCCAUUCAACUCUUAUGUUUACGAAAAUGGCUACCUCGGUCUGGCACCGGAAACCUUUCUCGAGAGCGUUUUUCUACACAUUGAAGGAACCGUUGAUCACAUUCAUAAUUUAACUCUUGUACAAGGUGGAGGCCUGAGGUUAUUUAAAACUGGAUCUACCAAUGACAGAGAUCCUCGAAAUUACGUCAUUGAAGGACUGACAGUUAUUAAAGCUGACUCGUACAUCAAUUGCUCCAAUCCUAAUGCUGAUUCGGAUUCAUACGAUCUGACUUUCGGAUGGAUCAUUAUCGAAGGAGGUGGUUUAAUAAAAGGUGGAAAUCUCCAUAUCAAGGCGACAGACCUCACGGUAGAUGAUGGUGGAUUUAUUGAUGCUAGCAACGGUGGUUUUCUUCCAGGAGAUGGCCCUGGCGCGGGAACAUGGAGCAUACUCGGAUCAAGUGGGGCUUCUCAUGGUGGCCUUGGAGGUCGCGGGGGCUGUGGAGGUUAUGUGACAUGUCGGCUAGAACGUUACCCUCCCUAUGGUAGCCUUUAUUUUCCUAAUGAGCACGGGUCUGGUGGUGAAGGAGCUAACGGAGGAACAGGUGGUGGUGUAAUCAAAAUGGAAGUUGCUCACACUUUGACCGUUGAUGGUUAUAUCAUAGCGAACAGUGAGAACACCAAGAGUGUAAUAAAUGAUGGUGCUAGUGGUGGCAGUGGGGGCAGCAUUCAAAUAUGGACCCAUAACUUUACAGGAAGUCAUACCGGGCACAUACAGGCUCUUGGGGGCUCAGGGGAUCUGACAUCUGGUGGUGGUGGGUCUGGAGGGAGGAUUGCGCUCUAUCAUUCACGUCAUGACACAAUACCUUAUCACAGGGGAUAUUUUGAUACACAUGGAGGAGCCCCUGGAACAGAUGCUGAGGCUGGUGCUUCAGGGACAGUUUAUGUACAAGAUGAUGAAAGAUCGUAUACAAUGCUACAAGUUGACAACAAUGGGCAAGAGCAGAUUGCUGAAGAUACUGAAAUUGCAGACGAAGGGUCUCGGGUGGAUCUGUCAUCUUUCACUUCAGAUUAUAGCAAAGAAACUUCAUUUGUCACUAAAGAAGGACAUUCUGUGGAAGUGGACCAGUCUAUCUAUAACUGUUAUUGUUACUACGACUGUGGCUGGUACUGCCCAUACAUUAAUUCACCCUCGUUUUAUAGACUGCAUCACUUGUUUGAUCAUACCCUUCGAACUUCAGAAAAAGAUUACUUUAUGGCUGAGUCAGGCUCGGCAAAAGUUACAAUUACCCUCAUAGAAGCUAUGUAUAUCACAAAGGUUAAAGUGUUCCCAAUAGUCCAGCACUACACUAAGUUUAUGGUUACUGGUUAUACAGCAAGUGACGAGGCAUUCCCAGUAACUAGCAACAACUAUGUUGAACCCAGUAAUUACGGGACCCAAGGAUCGUACAUUGAUCUCCCUGUUCAUCGACAGGCUUUGAAGUUCGAGUUUGAUCUACUAGGAUCUGGUGCCACCCAUUCAUAUGUUGCCCUCUCCGAGAUCGAAAUAUUUUACAAGGCUUCAACAAGUGAUCUCAGAAUGAUGCAUGCAAGCCAUGCUGGGGCUUCCACAUGGAUACCAGCAACUGUUGGAGAGACGUUCAGCUUCAGUGAAAUUUACAUUAAAGGGAAUGCCCACUUGGCAUUUGAUUAUGGAGCCAGUCAAAGUCAGGCUUCUAUUGUGGCUGGGAACAUUGUUGGAGAUAAGACAGGUUACAUCCAUUUGUUACACAACCAUGACUUGACAAUUGAGAGCACAGAUUAUGACGUGCCAUUUAAUACCUACGUGUAUGAAGAAAGCCAUGUCACAUUUCCUCCGAGAAAUUUCUUCUACAAGACAAAACUAUAUGCCAUUAAAGGCAAGGUUUCUGGUAUGGAAGACCUAUAUGUUUUUAAAGAUGGCCUAGUUUCCCUGGAUGUUGACAGUAGCCUAGCAACAGAUCAUGCGCCAUCUACCGUCUCUCUGAAGUCAUUGCAUGUCCAAGAGGCUGGCAUCUUUGAACUUUGGUCCGACUCACCAGAGAAAUCGUUCACUAUUGACGCAACUAAUGUCUCGAUUUAUGGGGGUGGUCUUUUUAAAGUGAAUACGAGCUUGAAUAUGCAUGUGCAUCAUUUAUUGGCGGUGUAUUCCGGUGGUGUGUUUAGCUUUAAUGGAGCCGGGUUCCAGCCUGCACCCAUCACCGAGAACCAGGGUCCUGGCCCUGGACAAGGUUCAGUUUUGGGUGGAAGUGGAGGAGGCCAUGGUGGUAGUGGUGGCCGAGGCUCGGGCCUGACAAUCGUUGGUAUAGGAUAUGAUUCUUUGUACAUUCCAAGUUUGGCAGGCUCUGCUGGUGGAUUUGGAUAUUUAUACGGUGCCUUAUACUUUGGUGAUAACGCAUGGGGUAAUCAACUUGUAUAUAAGACCAUAGGUGGGGCCGGAGGAGGAGCCUUCUCCUUGAUAAGUCGACACGUAGAUAUCGAUGGACUUAUUUCAGCCAAUGGUAACACCCCAGAUGACCGGUUUGACACUGGUGCAGGUGGCGGGGCUGGCGGUACAAUCCAUAUACUUUGUGAGGAGAUAGUUGGACACGGCACCCUUACGGCUAACGGUGGAAACGGUGGCGGACCUCUAGGAUCUGCCGGAGGUGGUGGGGCAGGAGGUCGUAUCUCGGUACAGUGUGACAAUCUCUUAAAGUUCAACAUUACCAUGCAAGCCUAUGGAGGUGUGAGUAACAGUGAAACAGGAGGAGCUGGGACUUCCUACCUCGAGUCAUCCAUGUCAAACGGUACUCUGCUUACACAGAAACUUAUUGUCGACAACAACGGACACGAUUAUCCCCAUGCUUCAAUCUAUGAUGAAGGAGACUUGAGAAGUCUUCUCGACGGGAAUUACGAUGACAUAAGUUACGCUGGUGGAGUCACAUGGCUUUAUCAUGAGGACCUGGCAUACGGCUUUAAAGAACUUGAUAUUAGAGGCAAAGCACAUGUUGCUAUUUUAAGUACUUCGCCUUCAGAUGAAACAGAGGUUGACUUUGACUUCCUGUGGGGUGAUAGGUCAGGUGUGUUGCAUGCUGGGAAACACCAGACGGUCAGGUUGAAGGAAGUGGAUGUUUACCUUCCAGCAAACUUGGCUGCUUACAGAAACAGCCGUAUAGAGGUACCAGAAAAGGUUACGCUGCGGGAAGUCUGGGUUGAAAUCAACGGGACAAUAUAUGGAAUGGACGUUAUCAAUAUUGAAAAUGCUGGCGAGCUGUAUAUCUGGUCAUACGCUAACUCGCAUGGCUAUGACAUUGGUCAGCUGGUAGCGACGAACAUUUCUGUGCGAGCUGGAGGAAAGUUUGAACCUCUCGCUGCCGAAGAACAGAUGAAGUUGAACGUAACAAGGCUAAAGAUAAAUGGAAAUGGCUACUUGAGGACGAAUAAUCUAAAACUUGGAGCAACCAAUGUGACAAUUGAUUUAUCAGGUGACUUCCAUGCAGAUUUUACUGGAUAUUCCGAUGGAGAAGGGCCGGGUGGAGGUAGAAAUGCUAACGAGUACGAGAGUGGUGGAUCUGGAGGUGGUCAUGCUGGCCGGGGUGGUCCGAGUAUGUCGGGAAUAUUCUCAUCAUAUGCCCAUGACUCAAUCACUCUCCCGUCAGAUAUGGGCAGUAGUGGAGGAAAUUCUCCAGAUGGAAAUGGUGGACGAGGUGGAGGGAUCAUGUAUCUCCAUGUUUCUGAUGAACUGCGAGUUGAAGGUCGUUUACAUAGCAACGGUGAAACAGGCGGGGAUAAUAAAGCAGGAGGCGGGGCUGGGGGAUCUAUUUAUGUAGAAGUAUUCCAUCUUGAUGGCACUGGCACAAUUGAGGCAACAGGUGGUGAUGGUGGAACUCAGGGUGGUGGUGGUGGAGGUGGAAGAAUUGCUAUAUAUCACAGAGAUUAUAAUGAUUUUACUGGCGAGUACCUGAUACAUGGAGGCAAAGGGACUUACCUAUAUGGCGGUGCAGGAACCGUAUAUAUAGAGGCACAAAAUGUUCAACCGAAUACCAACUACCUUCUCACCGACAAUUUGGGAUACAGCUCUAGCAAUAGGAUUAACGAAGUUCAACGACUUAAUUUGACCGGAAACUAUUUCACGACCUCUGAGUAUCCGGAAACUACGUUCCAUACGCAUAGUGGAAUAAACAUUACAACAGAUGCUAGGCCUUAUUCCAAGCAUCAAUACCUGUAUAGUUAUUAUGAUUACUACUCCAACACUUAUCCACUUAGUUACAUGUUUAGUGACGUGAAAGCAAAUGUCAACUAUUUUUACAUGUCUGUGAGUGACACUGCAAAUUUGACCAUCGAUCUACCAUUUCCUGUGUAUGUGGAAUACCUCCGCAUUUAUCCAUACUGCGAUACUGAUUACGGGCAUUAUGAAAGUGGUGGCUACCGAAACUUUGGAAGUCUAGUAACAUCAUAUGCUGUGUCCAGUUCCCUUGUUGACGACAUACCUGUAGAGCGUACUGAUGGCUUCGUGUCAACGGAAUACUGUCAGACACAAAAUGAAGAAGAUCAGUAUGGAAUAGUGGAAAUAAAGGAAAAUGUUGACAAGAUUUUUAUUCACCUUCAAGCCAGUGACAGAUAUAUUGCACUCAGUGAGAUUGAAUUGUAUGUAAGAGAAGAUCCCACGUCUCCUGUAAUGACACCUUACAGCGGUGAAAAAUAUGCAACAUAUAUUAUACCUGAAGGAACAGACACUAACUUUGAAUUUGACAAGAUGGAUAUUCUGGGUGGAGCCUCUCUAAAUUUGGAAGGUGCUGACAUGAGCCUUACUGUCCAUGAAGUAAUUGGGGAUGGGACAGGCAGGAUAACGCUAAGGCAAACCCAGACCUUUGAAAACACAGCAAGCCGAGAUCAACAGACAUCCGCACUUCUUGCUCAGAGAAAUUCUUACACCAAUCUUCCACCAGAGCUUAAUUGUAGAGGGAUUGAUAUGUACAUAAAAGGACAUUUCAGAUCUAUGGAAAAUAUAACAGUGAAUGCCUUAUGCAACAUGACAAUUGACCAUCAUGAACAGACAACAAAUGUCAUAGACAACCUGGAUAUAAAGACAUUUGGGUCGGUAGAUGUAUUCACAGAGGAUGAGGCCCUGACCACACUUACGGGAACAACACUCACGGUCCGCAGUGGAGCUAAACUGACGUCCAAUGAUUUGAUGUUGGACUAUUACAAUGUUACAAUAGAGCCAUAUGGUGUACUGAGUGUAACAGAGGGAUGUCCAUACAAUCUUCAACAUGAAGGUAUCGGAGCAGGCCAUGGUCAUAAUGGUGGCAGCUCUGGCGCAGGUCACGGUGGCAACGGAGGUCAAGGUCAGGUUCAGAUUGUUGCUGGAGGAGCACAUGACUACUUCACAUAUCCAACUGGUUAUGGUAAAAAUGGAGGUCACUCUUUGUUCCCUGGUAGAGCAGGUAUUGGUGGAGGAAGGCUUUACCUUAAAAUCAAUCAUACUCUUACUGUGGACGGAUUCCUGACUGCACUCGGAGGUGACUGGAGGUCAGUGGCUGCAGGUGGUGGCAGUGGUGGUUCAAUCCACAUUGAGACGUACACCAUUGAUGGAAAUGGAGAGAUUGAUGCCUCAGGCGGAGCCGGGUACGGUGGAACGUGGGCUCCACAUGGUGGAGGUGGAGGAGGUGGUAGAGUUACUCUUUACUACAUGUACAACUUCUAUGUGGGGGACUUUAUCAAUCAUGGUGGUCCUGGAGGCAGUAACGCGGAACCUGGGGGAGCCGGAACUGUAUACUUACAUCGGAUACCUGACCGUGUUGACGGAGUUAUUCCUGAUGAUUUUACAGAAAACAAAACACUCUAUCUAAAUAACAAGGGUUAUGAACCAAGAGAGCCUCAAAAGAAUUUGACAGAUUUCUAUGCCAAUUAUUCGUUAGCCAGUGGAGUGGCAUGGAUUUGGCCCAGUCCGUACCCACCGGCAGUGGAAGUUGGUGAACCAAAUAUGGAUGAAGAGGUUAAAAUCAAGUUGGACUACCUGAAGGUUUACGAGAAAGCCCAGUUUGCGAUGGUUCGACCACGGUACACAGAAAAGAUAGACCUGAACGCUACAUACACAGAAGGUGACAGAACUGGUACCGGACACAUAGCCUUCAAUCAUACCAUAUUUAUAGGAACUGGUAUGGUACCACUCAACCUGUUUGUAUGGCAUGGUAGUGAAACAACACUUCAAGGAGAGUUGAGGGUAGCUGGGGUCACUGUUAUGAUUGAAGGAGUUAUUAAAAAUGUCGAAAAUAUGACCAUUGUUGAUGGAGGUGUGUUGAAGAUCAACCUUAUGAUGGACCUUGCCUACCAAAGAAUAGAUAAUAUAGCAUUUAAUGCCAUUAACAUAAGGAACAGAGGCUAUCUUAUUAUGAAUAAUGACAUAUUCCAGCAUAACAUGACUGGCAACAGCAUGCAGGUAUACCCUGGAGGCACUUUACAAGCUAAAAAUUUGAGGGUCGACGUAGACACCCUAAAUGUGGACGUAAUGGGAGAAUUUAAUGCUAACGGGCUGGGAUAUUGUGACAUGGAGGGACCAGGUGGGGGUUGGUCAGUAGUUGGUACCGACGGGUCGUUGUACGGCAUCGCUGGUAGUCAUGGUGGCGAGGCCGGAGCUGAAAAUACGGAUCAUGAUGCACCUUCAGCCUAUGGAAACUUCAUCUCCCCGGACAGGUUUGGAAGUGCCGGAGGGGAUGUUUCAACUAAUACGUCUUCAUACAAGGGUGGUUGUGGGGGAGGUAUACUACGGUUAAAUGGUAGGACUAAAGUUAAAAUUGACGGUACCCUUGGCGCUAACGGAGAUGACGGAGAAACACUUGCAGGCGGGGGAGCUGGGGGAAGUAUCUACAUCACAACCGAAGAAUUUGACGGCUUAGGGACAAUUGAAGUAAAAGGAGGUACGGGACGUAACGGAGGCGCAGGUGGAAGGUUCGGUGUUGCUUAUGGUUACCUAAACUUUGUCGGAGAGUACGUGUCUAACGGUGGAGAGGGUACAGGUGGAGAAAAUGGUGCCGCAGGAACUGUAUUCACUAAAGACACGGGAGUAAAUGGGACUAAAACAUUAAGAAUAUAUAACAGAAAAGGAGAUGGGGGUCGUAAGACUAGGAUCACCAUUCCUGAAAGUAAAACAGAAGAUCAUGAUAUUGAUGUCCUUGACCUUGGUGACUAUGCCGAGGUUGGUCUCCUAGCAACCGAUGAUGCCAGUGACCCAUCAACUGGAGAUCGCUCCCUGUAUUUACAGCUUGUACAGGGUGACUACACAGCUCUUGUUCACGUUGAAGAAGGCAUGUGGCUAAACAUUGAUUUCAAGGACUCGGCAGUUCUCUCCUUCAGUGUAGCUGUAUAUCCUGAUGGACAAGUCAAUCUUCCUGCAGAAACUUACCUGAAAGAUGUUACAGUGUAUGAUUAUGGCGGAACCAUCACAGGUCUCGAGACAUUUAAUAUCUCACGUGGCGGGGCGGUCAAAGUUUACCCACCUUCCAGAGACAAUCAGUUCUACAAGGAUAUAGUUUAUGAUUUGAACACUAUCAGCGUUCUUGAUGGCGGAGAAUUCUCAUAUUUUGGUUCCGCCGAAGAGGACGAUUUGUUGACAGUUACGCUCAGUGGAGAUCUCGUUGUUAGAGGAGGUGGUGUUAUGACAGUGAAUAGAAUGACUCUUAAUGCUGCCAACAUCAAUAUUGAAUCAGAGGGAAUACUGAGUGCAUCUGGAGGAGGCUUUCCAGCUGGAGAUGGCAUUGGCACAGGCGUUGGGCAUGCUCAGGGCAGUGCAGGAGGGUCAUAUGGUGGUAUUGGUGGGCAUGGAAGUUACACAAACUUCUCUGGCUUGGCCUAUGGAAGUGUCAUUUUCCCUGAGGAUUAUGGGAGUGGUGGCGGAGUCACCUGGUCUGCUGAAACGGGGCACGGUGGAGGUGUUCUGCACCUGACGGCAUCUGGAUAUAUCGAGGUGGAUGGUGAAAUUAAAGCAGAUGGUGAGGAUGCAUCUGAAGAUGGAGUUGGGGGUGGUGCAGGAGGCUCUAUAUGGAUGAAAGCCGACGCUUUUUCAGGAAGUGGUAUUGUCUCAGCCAAUGGUGGGGCAGGAUCGUGUGUACAACAUUGUGCCAGUUGUGACUCUGAUAGGCGAUGUACGAAAUGUCAAUCUGGAUAUUAUUGGCGUAACUAUCUCUGCGCAUCAGACGAGACGGCUGGUGGUGGAGGUGGUGGCGGAAGAGUUGCAGUUGUAGUUGCCUCUGAAAACACUUUCAAAGGAGAAUUCCAGUCGUAUGGAGGAAAAGGUUUCUCUGAAAGUGGUGGCUCCGGGACCGCUUAUGUUUCAGCUCCGGAUGCCUCAGGUAUUGUCAAAUCAACGCUGACGGUCGACAACCGGAACUCUGUACCGGACAAUAUCUACAUCGACAAUCAAGAGGAGGACAGCUGCAGAACAUACAUUGUUACCAACGAUGGCGACACCGCCGAGGAUUUGACCUUUGACCACGUUUAUAUAAAUGGCGAUGCACAUCUUGCCCUCCGAAAGACCAGCGCCUCUGAUGUCGAUGUAACAUUUAAUUAUCUACACGGUGAUGGUACAGGCAUGAUUCAUACAUCGGUUGAUCAAGUAAUUUCUGUCAUGGACAGCGAUAGUCCUUUUCCGGCUUCAUUCAGAGUCUAUGACACCGCCAAUAUUAAUCUUCCGGCAGACUUAUACUUUAGUGACUUGACAUACACUGAUAUAUAUGUGGAUGGAGAGAUAAGUGGUGUACAGAACUUAAGUCUUGGACGAGGAGUUAACUUUGUUAUCGGAGAAAAUGGGUUCACAAGCGGCUAUGACAAGCUCACCUUUGCCUUCAACAAUGUGCAGAUUUAUUCUGAUGGUAAAAUGUCAUCAGCAUCAGUAUUUGAAGAUUCACCAUCUUUAACACUGGCUAUACAAAAUGAAUUGAGGCUACACGCCGGGGCUACUAUCCAGGCACCAUGGGUGAAGAUAGAUGCAGGUUUUGUACAGGUAGACUCUGCCAGUGUGAUUGACACAAGUGAACUGGCACCUGAGGAUAUUCAACAGAAAGGAGUGACAACUGAUGUUGGAGGAGGUUCAGGGGGUGGCAAUGGAGGUGCAGGUGGUAAGGGUAGUUCCCAGGAUUACGUUGGGUCGCCCUCAGCCGAUGGCUCAAUCUACAUACCUAAACAAUAUGGUGGUAAAGGAGGAGAUGGUGGGGGAUCAACAUCAGAUCUCAGGUGUACUUAUUCACCUUUACAAGCAGGAGGUUCUGGAGGUGGCGUGAUUGAGAUAAGAGCGAGCAGUCUGUUACUUGAUGGAGACCUGAAAGUAAAUGGUGGAGACAGUGCUGGGCCUCGCGGAGGUGGCGGGGCAGCAGGAAGUGUUUAUGUUGAGGUGGAUUCAGUGUCUGGAAGUGGUAAGAUAUAUGCCCAGGGCGGCUCAAUAUCAACAUCUGUACAAAUAACAACAACGACCACCACAACAACAACAACGAUUGCCCCAAUCACAGAAGCUGAUAACAGCACAAACUCUACGGACAUUGAAGAGCCAGGAUGGACUGGAGAAUCUGAUCCAGGUUGUCUAGGGGGUGGCGGUGCUGGGGGUCGUGUAGCAUUACACCGGACUGAGGACACAUUUUCCGGUUCAAUACUCGCCUACGGCGGCUCAGGGUACGAAUGUGGUGGUGCUGGAAUCAUUCUUCGUAUGAACACCGCAGACGGAACAAAGAAACUGACAGUUGAUAAUGAAAACAUUUGCACCCCACUGGAUUCAAGAGUAGAGUGGACGCAACUAUCGGACACACAUAGAGGGCAGAUGAGUCAUCAUACUUGGUUGUUUGAUGAGCCGAACUCCCAUGAACAUGUGUUUGAUGAAGUUGAAUUGAGUGGACAAGCACAGCUGGCUUUGUACAGGAAAAAUGGAGACAGUUUCACUCAGUCCAUUACAGUGAUGAAAACAACUGGAGACAAGAGUGCUACAUGGCAUAUUGGUCCCGAUCAACGUUUCAUGGCCCAACUUCCGGAUGACAGUCCGGAACAGCAGUUUGGAAUGUUUGUGUACCCAGGCGGAGUUAUGCAAGCUGAACAGACGUACACUGUUACUGGAAUCACUAUAGAGAACGAGGGAACGAUGGACGGAGUGGAACAUCUUGUUAUAGGACCGUUGGGGAAAAUGACUUUAAGGCAUACUGGCGGUGAUGUUAGGCCUGUAAUUCAAUUUACCUCCAUUACUGUGAAAGGAGGCGGCACAUUAGUUAUAGAAACAGAAGGCGUUGGUAUGGAACUGCUGGGCACAGACUUUACUGUGGAAAGUGGAGGGAUUGUUGAAGCUGAUAAUUUGUUCCUUCAUGCUCAUACACUCACUGUAGAAGAUUCAGCUUACAUAAAAGCUGACAAACUGGCUGUCAACGCAGAUGGGGGAAAAGGUAAAGGUGUGAACGGACGUGGUGCCGGUCAUGGAGGUCAAGGCGGGAAAGCAACUAAUGCAGGCUCAUUCAACUUGAACUUAACAGUAACACCAGCCUAUGGAGGUGGUCUCUUUUAUGGAGACAUAGUUGCGCCUUCAGUAGCUGGCAGUAAUGGAAUAUUUAAGGACUUUACAAAUGAUGUUGAGGUCAAAGGGGGAGGAGUUCUUUUCUUUGAAAUUGCUUCCACUGCUAAUAUUGAUGGUGUGAUCAGUAGUAAUGGAGAGGAUGGAACAUCUCUUGCAGGUGGCGCUAGUGGAGGAAGUAUCAUCCUUAAUGCUCAUACAUUUAAUGGGAAAGGAAAAGUUACUGUCAAUGGUGGAAAAGGAACAUCAACAACAGGGGGUGGCGCGGGUGGUAGGGCUGCCAUCCAUUACAUUGAAUCCGAGUUCACAGGAUCUUGGGAAGCUUAUGGUGGAAGCUCUUCCCACAGCGUUGGCGGUGCUGGAACUGUGUACACUGUUGCCGAUGGCAAAACCAAACUUUACGUUGACAAUAAAGAUCCUUACACAGUUGAUGAAACAAUUCAAAACUAUGACAAAGAUGGGGUAGAAAAUUAUGACUUCAGUCGUGCAUGGAUUGUCUUCCCCGAGGACGGUAUCCUCACUGUCGAUGAGCUCUAUCUGUUUAAUGGAGCACACUUGGCUUUGGAACCAGCAGAUAAUCCUGCUGAUGCCCAGCACAGUUUUACCACAGAGAGUUUCUAUGGGGAUGGAUUUGUAGAAAAUGCAGAAAAUCUAGGAAGCAUUCAUGUUGGACCUUACCAAACAUUUUCUGUCAAGGCAAUAGACAGAUAUUUCCCAGCCAAUGCUAUAGUCUAUGAGGAUGGCUUGCUGAAAACACCAGCCAAGAUGAAAUGUUACAAUUCUAAAACUACAAUCUACGGCACAUUGGGCGGUGUCACAGAGCUAACGCUGUCAAAAAGCAUUCUUGAUAUGAAAAGCACAGGCAGAUCAGAGGGAAGGAAAUCUGGCGGCAUGGUUUUAAUUUCAACUAUAAAUGUAUUGGCUGAAGGAGUUUUGCAGCUGCUUGAUGAGGUACAAUAUCAAUUAACAACUUCAAACUUCAACGUAGGUCCUUCAGGUGUUGUCGUGGCAACAAAUCUCCUCAUUGAGACUGAUAAUGUCAACAUUGAAGAAGGCGGUAUCAUUGAUUUAAAUGAGAGAAGCAAUCUUCAGGCCGGAUUGGGUUACCUGCCAAAAUAUGGAUCUGGACAUAGUGGAGAAGGGGGCGGUUUCUAUAACAGCUCGUUUGAGAAAUUUGAACGUGGUUUACCAUAUGAUGACUUCAAAGAACCAGUCCUACCUGGAUCUGGAGGAGACACAACAUUAGGUGGAGGUGUAAUUAAAAUACAGGCAUCUGACACUGUAGAAAUACAAGGAGAAAUCCAUGCCGAUGGCGGAAGUGCAACCUCUGUAGAUGCCAAUGGUAAAUCGGGAUAUUAUGGUGGUGCAUCAGGUGGAAGUAUCUGGAUAACCAGUCAGACAGUCAAGAUUGGAGGUGUGAUAUCAACAAAUGGCGGGUCUGCAACAAGCUCUGGAGGUGGGGGAGGAGGGUUUAUCAGCAUAUAUUUUGAAAAUGGCUAUGUUGAUGAUCGAUAUGUUACAUCAUAUGGGGGGACAACUUUGAAUGGUGAAAAUGGGGCGGCUGGAGUGAUCUACCUUGAGGAAAGUGGCAACACGAAGGCACUUAUUAAGACUGAUGAAGCAUCAGACUGUUUGUCAACAAUGGCUGUUGACCCUGACCUACCAAGUGUACAGCUUGAUGAAAUAGAGAUCGUUGGACCAGCUGUUGCAGGUUUUCUUGCUCGAGAAUCAACUCCAGCAUUAAAUGCUCAAGUUGGAACCAUUACUGGAAAUGCUGAAUCAUUGAUAAGAAUUGAUAAAAAUGUUGACUUGUUUUGGGGAACCAGAGUUGGUAAGGUAGAUGAGUUAAGAAUCAAUUCAAAUAUUCGUGUGAAUGUAGACGGAGCCAUUGAUCUGCCAAAGACAGUUAUAAUAGACAAAGACUGGUCCCUUGAUGUGUGUGGAACCAUUUCUUCCAAUACAAAUACGAUGACUGUAAGGGAAGGCGGAGCAUUGAGAAUGUCCCAUCCGGCAUCAGAUCUCAAUAUUGACGCUCUUGUGGUGGACUACAAUGGAAAGCUGGAAGCCUCGAGCUAUUGUGACACCACAACAAACAAAGUCACACUUACAUUAACUUACUUUAAUACCACAAGUGAUUUUUCCCUAGACACAAGCAAGUUUUCAUUGAGUGCAUCCAAACAAGGGACAGUAUCUCCUAAAGGUACAACAAAUGCUAAGGAACCAGAAUGUGCCACCUCGGGUUCGUUUGAACUGAAAUCAGGUCAAUAUUGUGAAAUAUCAACGGGUACAAGUACAUAUACAAAGAUCACAAUAAACCCUGGAGCUGAGCUUAGAGUAGUUGGAAGUAAGACAGGUUCUGGAACAACAAUAAUCAAGGCCACAAAUAUUGAUCUUAAAUUUGGUGGUUUGAUAACUGGGGUUGGUAAAGGAUUUAAAACUUCAGGGAAUGGAGCAGCAUCAUCUGGACAGGGUGCAACUCAUGGUGGGAGAGGUGUAGGCAACACAAAGUCAACAUAUGGCUCAAUUACGGCACCAACCACAUACGGUAGCAAUGGACCAAGUGCAACAGAUACUUCUGGAAGAGGUGGCGGACAAAUUAAAUUACAAGUUACAAACGUUUUAACCAUUGAUGGCACAAUUGACAUGAGUGCAGACUCUGGACCUGGAGGAAGUGGCGGGUCUAUAUUUGUGACAGCGAAGACAAUAGAGGGAGAUGGAUACAUAAAAGCUGAGGGUAAUGAUGGUGGCGGAGGUGGAAGAAUAUCUGCUGUUGCAUCUAAAACUUAUUCAUACACUGGAACAAUAUCUGCAGUUGGCGGAGAAACUUCAUCUGGAGAUAAAGGAUCAGCUGGUACAAUCUAUUUGGAGUACCCAGGUACUGAAAAAGUGAUUAUAAGUGGAACAGGCACGGAAACAACACCAGUCAUUACAGAUUUAACCAGUUUAAGUAUUGAAGAUGGUGCCUCUGUGACAAUUGAGAGCAGUGUUACUAUAAAUGAAUUAUUUGAUAAAUCUACAAACACUGCAUGUAGUCUUAAAGUCCUUGGAGGCAACACCCUUACCACUACUUCAAUGGGUGAUGAGCACAGAGGAUUUGCAUGUCAAGUUGAGGUUGAAGAAGAAGGGGCAUUGACAGUUAACUCUGAAAAUCUUUUAAUAUCUGGGGAUUCCCCACUGCUUGAAUUACAUGGCACUCUGACCGCAAAUAGCCUGACUUUGGAUAACCAUGGACACUUUAAUCUUAAUUCAAACGGACGCCUUAUUGCAUCAUCACUCAAACUUCAAUCUUGGACUGAAACAACAGUAGCUUCUACGGCAUUGUUUGGAAAUGAUGGACAGAAAAUAACAAUUGACACAUUUGAACUUGGCUAUGAGGCAAAUAUCACCUUUGAUCGCAGUGAAAUUUCCUUCGAAACUACCACCUUUAAAAUGUACUCAUUGUCAAAGUUUAUCUUAACUGGUGAUAAGAAAAGCCUGAAUUUCAUCUCAGAUGAGUUUAUAGUACAGGAUGGUGCAGUGAUUGACUUGAGUGAAAGUGGUGAUUUAGAUACAGGAUCUGGAUCACCAUCUGGAACUGAAGGAGCUAGUUACGGUGGAGACGGGGGAUUAAAUGAGGACACUAAAGCAUAUGGAUCAUCGAUUCUCCCUGCUGAAUACGGAAGUGGUACAACUGAUGUCAGAGGAGGAGGAAUUAUCCAUAUAGAGGUAGCAAAUACAGCUGAGAUUGAUGGAUCACUACUUGUUGAUGGCGAAGGAUCCACAGUUACUGGUGGUGCCAGUGGUGGAAGUAUAUAUGUCUCUGCUUCUAUACUUCAAGGGCAUGGUCAGUUAUCUGCCAACGGAGGGGAAAGCACUGUAGGAGGUGGAGGAGGUGGUGGGAGAAUUUCUCUAAUAGCUUCGUCCCAGUCAGGAUUCCUUGGAUUUGUAACAGCUUAUGGUGGGAAUGGUACAUUAGCAAGUGGAGCUGCAGGUACAAUUUAUAAAGAAUAUUCGCAGUCAGGAGGCUCGCAGGUAAAGAAAGCUAUCAUUAAUAACAAUGGUCUGAUAUCCGAGGCAUCCACAUACUUGUCCGAUAUAACAGAACUUUCUGAAUUGGAAAUUGCAGGCUAUGGCCAGGUAAAAUCAUCUGGAACAUCUACGAAAUUUGUAGUGGCUACAAUUAUUGGUGAUAAUACAGGUACUUUAACAGUUUUGCAAAACCAGGUAUAUGAUAUUGCAACUUCCUACGGAACUAUCUCACCAUAUGCAUUAGAAUGUAAACUUAUUGUUCAAGAAAACGGAGAAAUAACUGCUCCUGCUCGCAUUCUUCUUACUGACGAUGAUGUUACUGGUGAUGACUGGUAUAAUCUAGAAGUGUACGGCACAUUGAUCGGAGUAAGAGAAAUGACUGUUUCAAGUGGUGGUAAGGUUUUUAUACAUUCUUUAAGCAGAUCCGGAUUUUCUGCCGACAGCAUCCAACCUGCUGGAAAAAUGUCAUUAAAUAAAAUCGAGGUCACCACUAAUGGUAUUUUAGAGAUAGGUACAGACAGCAUGGAUAUUUACAUACUUGAAAUGAUCGAGAAAUUGACAGUAAAAUAUGGCGGUGUUCUCACCUCAAGACAUCUUGUAAUUCACUCUCCCGAAUUAGAAGUUGCUUUUAAUGGACAUCUUAAUGUAGAUGGUGGAACAGUGAUGGUUGUUGAAUCAGGUGGUGCUGGAGGAAGUUAUGGAGGUGCAGGCGGGGUAUCAUUUGACGGUAAUUUCCCAUCUGCAAACUAUACUGGAAUACAUAAUGAAAUUCAAAGCGGGAUGCCUGGAAGUAGUGGAGUGUCAGAAGGGGCCACUAAUGCUGGUGGUUAUUUGUUAAUACAGACUGAUACACUUACUGUACAUGGAACUAUAAGUGCUGAUGGUGAUCAUGCUACAAUUGAUGCAGGCGGUGGAAGUGGUGGCGGAAUAGAUUUGUAUAUUGAAGAUAUAGAUGGGUCUGGAUCUAUUUCAGUAAGGGGUGGUUCUGCUGUCACAGGUGGUGGUGGAGGUGGAGGAAGAAUAAAGUUAGAUGUACAAGGAAACUUUCACUUCUUAGGAGACUAUAAGUUGCAUGGUGGGUCUUCAGCAAGUGGUCAAGCUGGAGGAUCGGGAACAUCUUUUGUAGUAUUCCAGCGUACAGAUGAACCAGGAUUUGUGGAGUAUAUUUACAUUGACAAUUCAGGCGCAUCAGGGGAAACUGAAGGUGUCACCUAUAUUGAUCUCCCAUCCACUGAAUUACUGGAGUUUGAUAAUAUCAACAUUGGUGAUGCUACAAAAUUGUGGAUAGGCACUCCAGGUCUUCAUGUUAAAGCAAAGACACUGACUUGUGGCUCCAGUAGCACGAUUGUUGUUGAUGAUGAUGUUAUUUUCAGUGCAGAUGUUGAGUUGGCAUACAGUGCUAUUCAAUGUAGCUUCAACUUAAAGCAAGCUGGGGAAUUAAGGCUUCCAAAAUCUGUUGAGUUGCAGGGAGAAGAGAGUAAAUUUGAAGGAAUUCUCACAAAUAUUGGCACCUUGAUCAUUUCACAGUAUCAAAAGGUUACAUUUUCACCGGUAGUUAGAACAGGCGCAUGCUGUAAUGAGGCUGGCGAGCACAGUUUCCUCUCAAAUCCUGGGGAAUACACAUUUUUCACAUUUACAUUGAAAAACUAUGCAGAAGUAACAUUUGAAAAAGAUCCAGACACUUUAAAGAAUAUAGAAUUCGUAGAGCUGGAACUGCAGUACGGCUCUAAAGUUAUAGGGGAAAGUCUUGACAUCUCGGCAAAUGAAAUUAAAUUACAUCCUGGCUCGACACUGACCUUGAAGGGAUAUGAUGCUGAAGCUGGUCCAGGAAAAGGAAACAUGGUGGAUGGUAUAGGUUUAGGUGCAGGCCAUGGAGCCCCUGGAGGAUCAAACUCGGCGGAUAUUACUGGCGGUCUGUCUUACGAUAAUACACGACUUCCUGUAGAACCGGGUAGCGGAGGUGGAAAUUCUUUGAACGGGACAGGUGGAGCCGGUGGUGGAUAUCUGAAACUUACCUUGUUUACUUCGCUCACUGUGUUUGGUACCAUAGAGGUAGAUGGAGAGGAUGGUAUAGGGCUAAAUGCAGGAGGUGGAAGUGGUGGAACAAUCCUUAUUACCACUCCAUUGUUAACUGGUGAUGGUGAAAUUAGAGCAAAUGGUGGUAAAGGAAAUGAAUAUGGUGGUGGAGGCAGUGGCGGGAGGAUGGCUAUCACAAUAACAGAUUCCAAUGAGUUUAUAGGAACAAUGAAAGCAUAUGGUGGCGGAAAUGAUCAUAAUCUUGAAACUGUGAAAGCAGGGCCCGGAACUGUUUUUCUACAGGAAGGCAAGUCACCUCAAGAAACACUCUCGCUGCUGAUAUCUGGAGACGUUGAUAGCUCUAUACAAGAGCAGACCUUCGCAUAUAUUGACGGAGAGGCAGAGGAAUACAAGUAUGAUCUGCUGACAAUAUCAGGAUAUGCAAAUGUGGCAUUUGGCAACUCAGACACAGAGUUAAAAUUGGCUGAUGUUAAUGGUGAUAAAACAGGCACCUUGCAUGUUACUGGCUAUCAGAUUGCUCGAGCUGCUGUUGUUGAAGGAAAAGUUGGAACUUUUACAACUACUGUUAAUUUUGAUGUCGAAGAAGAAGCCACACUUCACGUACCAGAAACCUUAAUUGUUGCUGGGGUAUUAAUAGAUUUAAAGGGAACGUGUACUUUCAGUAAACUUAUUGUUGAAAAUGGUGGUAUUAUUAAAGGCUACACUACAACUUCUACUUCGACGUACAGUGGUGGGAAUUAUAAUAAAAGAGGAAACAAUGGAGAAUACAUCCUAAGUGAGCUUAAACUUGAGGCUGGAUCAAUGUUUAUUUUACCAUCAGGAGGUCUGAAAUUGACUGUUGGAACAUUGGAAAUGAAACGAUUUGUUGUCCUAGAAGCAGAUUUUGUAGACGUAACUGCUGUUAAUGUUAUUCUGGAACGUGAAGCAGCAUUAAGCACAAAUGGAAGAGCUGCAUUAGAUGACGACCUUGUUCCUGACACUGCACACGGUAUUGGAAAGAAUGGUGGGGCUCAUUCAGCAGCUGGGGGUGUAGGUGUAAAUGUUACUGUUGACAACGCCUCAGAGCCGUUUGGAACAAUUUACACACCAAAUACACCUGGAGCAUCUGGCGGCCCAAAUAAUCAAGGUGGAGGAGCUAUAAAGAUUACUACUGAUGAACUCAUACUUGACGGGAUUCUACGAUCUUCAGGUGGCGAUACAACCUCUGGUGGUGCUGGUGCAGGAGGGAGUAUUUACGUCAUAUGUAAUUUUGCUCUGAAAGGGUUGGGUUCAAUGGAGGCUAAUGGUGGGUCUACAUCUGAUAUAGAAGGCGGAGCUGGUAGUGGUGGACACAUUGCAGUUCAUAUGCAGACUGAUGAAUUUCAAGGAGAAUUUAGUGCAGGAGGAGGGACUUCUUCAGCUGCUCAUGGAAACGGUGGACCGGGGUCAGUAUACCUGUUGUCUGAAAACAAUGGUGAGAGAUACAUUUGUGACAAUGAUAAUGGUCAAGUUGACUUCUACUGCACACUAAAUGAGGAAAGUUUGACAUUAGAUUUUGAUACAGUAGAUAUCUAUAACUAUGCAAAAGUUCAGAUGAUUAAAGAUGGGAAAGAACGUGUUAUAAAUAUAGCAAAAGUGAAUGGUGACAGUACUGGCUUGGUGCGACUUCAGGAUAAGCAUAAAGGUACACUAGAAAGAUCUGUCACAGAUACAUCAGCUCACUCCAAACUUAAAGUAAACAUUGAGCUCCAUAAAGGGGGAGAGUUCAUUAUGUCAGAGACAGUAACUAUACUAGGUCUAGGAUCUGUGGCAUUUGACUUAGAUGGUGUUUUGAGGGGUGUAACCAAUCUUUAUCUUGCUUCAAGUAGGAAAAUGAGAAUUGGACCAAAUGCCAAAAUUGUUCCCUUUUCAGCAACUGACCUCUCAGAAUAUGACUAUGUAGCAUUUGGAACACUUCAACUUGAGCCAGGAAGUAUUGCUGAAUAUGAUGCUGACACAGGAGCAAAGAUAAAAGCAAGCAAUAUCAAUCUUAAGUUUGCAGCUGCGCUAUAUGCUGAUAAUUUUGACGUCACCGCUUCUAACAUUGAUCUUGAACUUGAGAGUGUCUUAAGCUGUUCUAGUGAAAACAGAAUAGGAUCUGAGAGCAUUGACAUAACAACAGGAUCAAGUAAGCCAGGAAAUAUAUCAAAUGAUGGCAGUUGCCAUGGUGGCGUAGGCAGUGGAUUAGGAGAUUGCAUCUCUUACAAUUCCCUUUACCUACCCUCAAUGUCGGGCAGUAGAGGUACAUACAACGACAUUACUGGUGCGAAAACUGGAGGCAGGGGAGGCGGAUGGAUUCAUAUUCAAGUAGGAAACUUGUUAAUCAAUGAUGGUACAAUUGAUGCUAAUGGUGAAAUAGCUGAUGAAAGUGGAGGUGGAGGAAGUGGUGGAAGUAUUUUGAUUGAAGUUUAUGACUUUGAAGGUUAUGGCUACAUCAAUGCUUACGGAGGUGAUGGAGUAGGAACAAAUGGAGGAGGAGCCGCAGGAAGAGUAGCUGUACAUUGUUCAUUGCAGAUAGAAUUCUAUGGAACCUUCCAAGUCUAUGGGGGCUCUGGAACUGAUGAUAGUCUUAGUGCAGGAGGUGGAACAGUUUACUUACAGGAUGAAAGAUAUGGUAAAACCUAUAAAAGACUGUUACUAGACAACCAAGGAAGACCUCAUGGCAAAUAUGCAACUAUAGAUGAAACUUUUGCAGACCAUUACUUUAAUGAAAUUCAUCUGAUGAACAAUGCCUCGCUGCAACUUGUAGAUGAUGACAGGGACUCUUCUUUAGAAUGUGAAAAAUUUUACAGCGAUGGGUCAGGAUUAUAUCAUUUACAUAAAUACCAAACUUUAAAGGUAGAGUAUGAUCCAUCAACAAGAAAUGCUUUCCUGGCAGGGGUUAACUUUAUAACGGAUGCUGAAUCGUAUAUAUAUUUUCCGUCUAUCAUUUAUGUUUAUGGAACAGGUGUUUUCUUAGAUGGACAAACAGAACAUAGGUCCAUGGCAAUAUUUGGUGAACUUAUUGGUAUAUCAGAUCUUAUUCUCGGUUUCGAAACAUUACUUUAUUUUGGUGAUCUUGCACAUACGGCAUCUGUAGAUAUUACAACUGGAGCCUCGGAAGUUGAUCCAGUUGGAACAGUGACAUUUGGAACCUUAGACUUACGAAGCUACUCCCAAAUAAAGUAUGCACCAGAUCAGACUGUAACUCAGAAGAUUGCUAGGAUUGAUGCACGUUUUAAAUCGGUGAUUUCAGCGGAAAGUAUCGCAAUUCAAGCAAGUAUAUUGAAUCUUGAAGCUGGUGCAAAACUAACUGCAUCAGCAAUUGACAGACCUGAUGACAUGUUGAAUGAAGAGCUUGGACAAGGUAUUGAUGCUGUUGUAAAUGGCACUGAAGUUGGAACUGGAGGCGGGUAUGCAACAGAUGGAGGAGGUUGGUAUGCCACAAAUAAAAGCUUGAUAACGGAAGGUGGUGAAUUCUAUGGAAGCCUGUACUCACCUAAUUUGAGAGGCAGUAGGGGAGGAAAUGGCUUAGAAAGCAUUGGAGGUGAUGGUGGUGGCUUCAUAAAUCUAAAGAUAGCUACAGAUUUAUUAAUUGAUGGGAAAAUAACAGUUGAUGGAUCACAUGGUGGUGAUGACUCUGGUGGUGGUGACUCUGGUGGUGGUAGUGGUGGAACUGUCUAUAUCAAAUCCAAAAAUUUGGAGGGUUAUGGAGUUUUAAAUUCACACGGUGGAGAUGGUUACUUUGGUGGGGCUGGAGGUAGAAUAGCAGUAUAUCUUGACACAGAAAUGUACUUCUUUGGAACAUUUGAAGCUUUUGGGGGAGAUUCUACUGUAGACAGUUACCUUUCCGAAGGAGGACCUGGAUCUGUUUAUAUCAAAGAUGUCCGAAACUCGAGAAAAUAUGAACAAAUUCGAUUCGACAAUAAGGAACGAUCAUGGGACCAUCAGUAUAUCCUAGACGAAUACGAGGAAGGUGCGGAAAAAACUUACUACUAUUUUGAUGAGAUACACCUUAUGAGGAAUGCAUCAUUGCAGUUAAAGACAGGGGAUGGAGCUGAACGAGUUUUAGAAUGCCAUGACAUUAAAAGUGACAGAUCUGGAAGAAUAUACCUACGUGAACAUCAAACUGCACGUAUUGGCGAGGCCCAACCAUUGAUGAAGUUUCAGUUUAACUUGUGGAUUGAUGAAGCUUCCAAGGCCUACCUGUCCCCACUUAUUUAUAUCCUUGGCCAUGGUGAAAUAGCCUUGAAAUGGAACGGUGAAAUGAUAGGCGUGCGGCAUUUACGUAUAGUACCCGGAAGAGUAAUAAAUAUCAAAAAAGAUGCUAUGACAAGCUAUGUUGAAGAUGGAAAACUAGUUGAAGGAACACCGGGUGCAUUUGAAUUUUCUACUAUGGAACUAGGGGCUCUUGCCAUAAUGGAGUUACCCCCACCAAUGCCACUUGUUCUAACAGUUGGAAUUUUGGAGAUAAAGUAUAAUUCAAAGUUUCUGGCGGACUCUAUGCAAGUUUUGGCAACAGAAUUUUUCCUUGAACCUCUGGCAAGAUUUAUUUGCGUGGGAACCAGCCGUGAAUACCAGAUUGGAGAUGCUUCAGAGCCAGAAGCCGGUGGUGGUUAUGCCUCCAAGGGAGGAGGAGUUGUGGGUUUCCCUGAUUCCGGAGGAAUCGCAUAUGGCUCAGUCUAUAUACCUAAAGAACCUGGAAGUCGUGGAGGUGGAACUGGAGGUGGCCUAGGUGGAGGUCAGGUGGAUAUAAAAGUGCCCGCAGAAUUUCUUCUGGAUGGUUUAAUUCUUGCAGACGGAGCUGACGGCGUAUUUUCUGGAAGCAGUGGUGGAGGAGGAAGUGGUGGUUCCGUUUAUAUUGAAACAGGUCAAUUCUCAGGACAUGGAACUGUGUCAGCUAUUGGAGGUAAAGGUCAUUUAAAUGCCGGAGGUGGGGCAGGUGGAAGAAUAAGCAUUCACACUGUUGAAUCAAAUGAUUUCAAGGGAAGUCUACUAGCGUAUGGAUCAGGAGGAUCAGCAGAUGGGGAUUUGGGUGGACCUGGUACUGUUUUUGUAGAAGAUAGAAUAUCUGAAUUCACCUAUGAAAGCAAACUAUACUUGGAUGGUCAGGACCUGGAAGUUCCAAAGCCUGUUGUGAUAUACGAGAAAAAUCCUCGACAUGUCACAGAAGCCUCGGAAGACAUUUUUACAACAAAUGGGGCAGAUCUUGACUUUGAACAUGUGAUGUUGAACAAGAAUGCAAUGCUUGAGAUAGGCGCUGGGAAUCAGAGUAUAUCAUCAAUUAACUUAGAUACCGUAUAUGGAGACAAAACCGGCUACUUGCAUAUACAAGAUGGCCAGGUUGCUUUCACUGAAUACUCAGAAUAUUCACUUCUUAGAUCAAGCAUGCCGGUCAACUUCCAUAUUGAUGAAGGCGCACAGGUUUGGAUGUCAUCAGAUGUAAAAAUUGUCGGUUCCCAGAUUCCGGCAUUUAAGUUUGACGGUGAAAUGGUUGGAGUUCUCAAUUUCACUCUUGAAGAAGACAGGGAGAUGUACAUAUCUGAUACGGCCAUUAACAGUGUUAUAGUGGACGGAUCCAGGCAGUCUUUUGAUAGUGGCACACUUGGAAUAGGAAUUUUGGCAUUGCAAGCAAAUUCAUUGAUAGACCAUUCAGACCACUUUCAUUUAGAAGUUUCCAACUUGCACAUGCGAUACAACUCUACAAUAAGUGCUAACAGAAUCACAAUAGGUGCCACUGAUGUUAUGAUGGAAGGAGAAGCAUCUUUUGUUACAACUGGUCGUGGUGGGGACGGUGAUAUUAUGACAGGUCAAGGAGGAGUGAUAACUCACACAGAACUGAUAGACAACAGUACAGUAGUGAUAGAUGUAGGUAUAGGUGGAGGUCAUGGCGGCUUUGGGGGUGGCUCAAAUUAUGACGACUUCACAUCAGGAGAACCAUAUGGAUCAUACAUAAAGCCACAUCACACUGGAUGUAAAGGUGGUGGAAGUGAACCAGGAAGUGGCGGUGGUCGCAUAAAUGUAGAGGUUUCUCGUGGCUUUCAUCUUGAUGGUAACAUAGAGACACAAGGAGGGUCAGCACAAGGCUCAAACAGUGGAGGUGGUAGUGGCGGAAGUGUAUAUGUAGUGACUCAAAACUUUUCAGGACAUGGACUUGUGGAAGCUACCGGCGGAAAUGGGUUUGACCUUGGUUAUGGUGGAGCAGGGGGAAGAAUUGCCAUACAUGUACAGUGGUUUAAGGAAUACAGUGGAGACUACCAAGCAUUUGGAGGGUUUUCUGGGGACGGAGUACCAGACACUGAUGAAACAAGGAAUGGAGCGGCUGGAACUGUUUACACAACUGAUUCAAACUCGAUUGGUUUAGACAAAAAGGAGGUUGUAGUUAUUGAUGGAGUUACAACUUAUUUAGAUGGUUACACCUACUUGUUAUUAGAUAACGACAACAGAAACCAUGUUCUUGGUACAAUGAUUAUGCGUGAUGAGGGCAGCACACCUUACACAUUUGAAUUUGAAGAGAUUGAAGCUAACAAUCAUGUAGUUUUAUGGAUUGGAGGUGAUGACUCAGAGCUUGUUGUUCAUUUAUUCAAUGGUGACAGAACAGGUCUUAUGCAUGCCAAAGGCAGACAGAAAGUGUAUGUAGAAUAUAUUGAGUCAACUCUUGGAUAUACAGUAGCACCUGUCAGUUUCAAAAUUGAAAGUGGUGCAGAGGUCAUUCUACCCUCAACCACAUUUAUUUAUGGAUCAAGGUCAGAGUUUAGUGGAUUGCUUACAAUGGUACAGAAUCUUACAAUAGCUGAAGGAGCAACUUGUUUAUUCACCUCAACUGCCCGGACUGCUCUUAUUGAAGCAGGAGAAUAUGUCCACCUAUCUGACCCAAGCAACAUUAACUUUAGUCAUCUGACCAUACAAAGGGGCUCAGUGAUUAUAUUCACUGAAAAAGAUGGAACGGAUCUUACAUUAAAUCUGAUAAAACUGAGCUUGAAAUAUGAAGGACUUAUGUAUAUGAAUGCAGGAACAAUAAAUUCAAGUAAUGCUGUAGUUGAAAGUCUUGCUGUUCUUGAUAUCGAUUUCCAAGGUUAUGAAGGAGGUUACGGGUAUGGAGCUGGUUUCACUUAUGUACUUUAUGGUUAUGGUGCAGCCCAUGGAGGGCAUGGUGGUGCUCCUGAACCAGAAAAGGGAGGAAUGCCAUAUGAUUCUACAUACAAACCUGAGUAUCCAGGUAGUGGAGGUGGAGGAAAAAAUGAUGAUGGCUCUUUUUGUGGCGGAAAAGGUGGUGGUUAUUUACGAUGGAAUAUUGGCGAAACUCUCUGGAUUGAUGGUGAAGUGACUCUUGAAGGUCAGUCAGGGCAAGGAUUAAACUGUGGUGGUGGAAGUGGUGGAGGUCUUUUUAUACACACAACAAAUUUUACUGGAUUUGGACUGGUGGAUUGUCAUGGAGGUAAUGGCAGUGGUGAUGGAGGUGGUGGGUCUGGAGGGAGGAUUGCAAUUCAUAUUGACUUCUCAAAUCGCUACAUUGGCCAUCUACAUGUCAUGGGAGGAUUUGGACUGGGACUGUUGCCAUCUGGGGCAGCUGGAACUGUUUACCUUCAAGAAAAUGAUCGAGGCCCUCAGUAUGCAGAUGUUAAAUAUGAUGAUAUAACAGGUGAAGAGAUAAUUACAGCUACUCAUAGGAGACUAGAGGUUAAUAAUCAUGAUAUUGAUAAGCAUUUGUAUGUUGAUCAUAACGAACCCUGGCUCUAUACAUCUCUGUUUGAAAAUGAAAAAGCAUAUGAAUUUGAUGAAGCAGAAUUGAAAGGCCAUGCUAACAUUUGGGUUGACUAUCCAACAGAGCUUGAUGAUGAAACAAAAUGGGAUGUUGAGGUAAAAAUUCAUCUUUUCCAUGGUGAUAGAACUGGUGUUUUUAGAGUUAGAGAUCGACAAAGACUCUAUGUUGAAGUUGUUGAAUCUCAAUCUAAUGAGACAGUUGCUCCUUGUAGUUUUAGAGUUGACAAUGGAUCAGAGAUUUUCAUGCCAACAACAACAAAUUUACUUGGCUCAAGAACAGUUAUUGCUGGUUUAGUCACAGGUGUAACAGAAAUGAUGGUUAGGGGUGGCUCAAGUCUUUUCAUGUCCACUGGAAGAACUGCACUUAUUGAAAACAGAGAAUAUGUUAUGGUAACUGGGUACGGAAAUUUCACAUUUUCUAUUCUUAGAAUAAUGGCUGGGGCAAUAGCUGAAUUCAGAGAUAUAACUGGGCUUUGUGUUAUAAGUGUUUCAGAAAUGUAUGUGAAAUAUUUAGCACUACUGCGAUUGAACUUUGUUCAAAUAGAUUCAAGUUAUGCACAUUUGGAAAGUCAAGGUGAAAUGAAUAUGGAUGGUGUUGGUUUUGGCCCAGAAGAAGGUUUUGGUGCAGGAUUCACUUUAGAGGAUGGUAUAACAGGGGUUGGAGCUGGUCACGGUGGAUAUGGAGGAGGACCCGCACUGGAGUUUGGUGGAAUACCAUACAACUCAAUUUAUUGGCCUCUCGAACCAGGUAGCGGUGGUGGAAAUGGAAAUGGUGUGGGAGGUUCAGGUGGAGGGUACUUAGAAUGGAAUGUUGCCGACCUUAUUGAAAUUAAUGGUUUACUGAGUCUUUCAGGAACAGAUGGCAGUGAAGGUAAUGCAGGUGGAGGGAGUGGUGGAAGUGUCCUCAUGAAUGCUCUAAAUGUUACUGGCCAUGGAAUUAUGGCAGUUAUUGGUGGAGAUGCUGCUGCAAAUGGAUAUGGAGGUUCUGGAGGUAGAAUUGCUAUAAAUUGUAGGUUAAGGUACUCGUAUGGUGGAAAAUAUCACAACUAUGGUGGGGAUGGUUUUGGUGAAAACCUGAAAGAUGGAAAACAUGCAGGUGCGUCUGGUACAACGUUUAUUGAGGAGAAUUUAAGAGAACUUGAAUAUAGAGAGAAAAAGUUUGAUCCUGUACAUAAUACAACAUUUAUGGAUGUCGAUCAUCAUGUUAUUCACUCCAAUAAUGAAUUUAAAUACAGUCCUGCUCCGACAGUUAUUCAGGACCCUGGGAGAAUUCUGUAUGAAUUUGAUGAAAUGGAUAUAAGCCGUUCUACUUAUGUCUGGUUCUACCAUCCUGAUGAUAUUGAAAAUAUUGAAGUGAUUAUUCAUAAAUUUCUUGGCGACAAAUCAGGGACUGUGCACAUCAGAGAGAAACAGAAAAUUUGGGUAGAAUAUGUUGAAUCUGUUUCAAACAAAACAGAAGCUCCUGUCAGUUAUAUCAUUGAUGACGGGGCUGAGGUCAUAUUUCCAUCUGAAUUACAUUUGCAUGGAACAAACACCACUUUUGCUGGCAAAAUGACUGGAGUAAGUAAUCUUUACAUUGAAGAUGGUGCAUGGGUAGAAUUCAUGAGUACUGGUAACACGGCAAGUCUUUUGAAUGGUGAUUACUUUGAUGAAACAGAGCCUGGCAGUUUCUCUUGGGACCAACUUCAUAUAAAAAGAAAUGGUAAUGCAGGUUUCUUGGAUAUUACCAUGGAAGACUAUGUAACAAUUGGGACAAGUGAAAUAAAGGUUAAAUAUCAGGGUAAUUUAUACAUGAACAGAGCUAGAAUAAAUAGCACAUACUCAUGGAUUGAGAGUGAGGGAAUAUUUCAUUUAAAUGGACACGGAUAUGAAUCGCAAAAAGGUCCUGGGGCUGGCUUUACUGAUGAAUAUGACAUUGGUUAUGGAGCAGGCUUUGGUGGGUAUGGUGGUGGGUCUGAUCCAACACAGGCACCUUUGCCCUACGGAAGUGCUUUUGCACCAUCUGACUUUGGUAGUGGCGGUGGGGAUGGAUCUGGCACAGGUGGCAAAGGUGGAGGUGUGCUACAUUGGAUCACAAGCCAUUACUUUGAACUUAUGGGUACCCUAGCACUACAAGGAACAAAUGGAGAAGGACUAAAUGCUGGAGGCGGGAGUGGUGGCUCUUUGCUUAUUGAAUCAAUGAAUUUUACGGGACAUGGCAUCAUUGAUACAGCUGGUGGCAACGGUACAGGUCUCGGAGGUGGGGGUGCAGGCGGAAGAGCAGCUAUUCAUUGUGAGUGGCGAUAUACAUUUGGUGGUACAUUCAUCAACCAAGGUGGUGUGAGCGGGGACAACAGUACCUUUCAUAGUCAUGCUGCCGCUGCCGGGACUACUUUUGUGAAGAACAACAAAAGGCCUCUUGAAUACAGAAUUGUCAAGUACAAAAAGGACUCUGAUAUAAAAUAUUUUGAAGUUGACCACAGGUAUAUUCACAUGGACAACAAAGGCAUUCUGUCGCCUGUAGCAACAAUGAUAAUGGAAGAAGAGACAACACUGUAUGAAUUCAACGAGACGCAAGUUGAUGGCAAUGCUCGAGUUUUGUUUUACCAUCCAACUGACUCAACUGUUACUGUGAUCGUGCACAAAUUCUAUGGAGAUAGAACUGGCCAAGUCCAUCUUAGAACACACCAGAUUGUUUAUGUAGAGUAUGUAGAAUCCGAGACUAAUGUCACAGAAGCACCUGUUAGUUAUAUCAUAGACUAUGGAGCAAAACUUGUCAUGCCAACCGAGAGUCAUUUCCAGGGGACCAACACUACUUUAGAUGGAUUACUUAUAGGUAUACAUCACUUAUAUGUGGAAGACAACUGUAAUCUUAUUGUAUCAAGUACUGCUCAAACAGCUCAGAUAGAAAAUGGUGAGUUUGUAGAUAUAACUGAAGGCGGAAACUUUGAAUUGCCAACAAUUAAUGUCAAGAUGGAUGGUAUCUUAGAAUUUACGAAAAUAACAACUGACUUUAUAAUUGGUGCAGCUUUUCUGGAAAUGAAAUACGGAAGCACAGUCUAUAUGAAUCAUGGUUUCAUUGUUGCUGGAGAUGUAGAUAUGGAAACAUCAAGUAAAUUUAGUCUAGAGGGUAAGGGCCAUGGAGCUGAGUUAGGUGAUGGUAAAGGAACAGGCUACAAUGGUGGCAGUUACGGAGGUGUAGGCGGCGGAGCAGAUGAUACCUCCUCUUAUGGUUCUGCGUUUGAUCCUAAUCAUCUUGGUAGUGGUGGAGGUGGGACUGACGGUGGACCUGGUGGUGGUUUUGUCAAUUUUACAAUCGGUAAAUCUCUGCAUAUUGACGGAUAUGUUGAUGCUUAUGGUGCUGACAGUUCUGGAAUUGGAGGAGGCGGAAGUGGUGGUUCUAUUUUUAUAAAGGCUUAUGACAUGUCAGGUCGUGGAGUAUUAGAUGUCUCUGGUGGCGAUGGGAGUGGGACUGGCUGUGGUGGAAGUGGUGGAAGAAUUGCCGCACAUAUAGACAGUGAGAACUUGUUUGUAGGAGAGUACCUUUCUCAUGGAGGUUACAGUGGUAACAAUGUAGCACAAUGUGAUGGUGGUCCUGGAACUAUAUACAAGUUCGAGUCUGCAAGAGGCCCACAAUACAGAGAGCUGAAAUAUAAUCCAAGAUUGAAUAAAACUAUCGUGGAACCCGAACAUAGGAAGUUAACUGUAGAAAAUGGUGAUCUUAUAACGCCAAAUCCAGCUGUUGUUAUGGAAUCAGACAGUGAUUAUUAUGAGUUUGAGGAGUUACAAGUGGAGGGCAACAGCUAUGUACAUUUUUACCAUCCAGAGUCUGCAGAAGCAGUCACUGUCAUUAUUCAUGAGUUGACUGGCAAUAAGAAAGGAAUGAUUAGGGUUCAAAGCAUGCAACAAGUGAUAAUAAAUUUUGUUGAAUCAACACACACCUAUUUGGAUGCUCCUUGCGGCUUCCAUGUUGACCCAGAUGGUGAAAUUGUUCUUCCCUCGACAGUUGUCAUGUUAACAGAGAAAACUAUUCUUGGAGGAGCAAUGGUUGGUGUGGAGGAGCUAUUUAUAGAAAGGAAUGCUGAAUUUGUUAUGGACAAGGAUGCAUCCACAGUUUCUUUAGACAGCUUUAAACUGGGAAAAAUUGGUUCACAUAAUACCGGUGUAGUUAAUAUUCCAACAAUUUCUGUGAACAACCUUGGAAUAUUCACAGUGGAUAUGAAUCCAAGCCACCCAAUUAUCAAGUCAGGUCAUUUCACAGUCAGAAAUGGUGGAUUACUUGCUGCAAACUCUUUCCAAAUAACCAUUGAAACUGCAUAUCUAGAUGUAGAGUACGGAGGUUCAGUCGAUGGAUCAGAACAAGGCUAUCUGCUAGAGGAAGGGCCUGGUGCUGGCUCUUCCAGCUCCCAUGAUGCAAGUGGCGGGGCAUUAGCUAGCAGAGGUGGCAAUAGCUAUAAUGGAGCAGUAGGUGGUGAGGCGUAUGGUCACACAGAUUGUUCAGAUAUACAGUAUGGAAGUGGUGGUGGUGGUUCUAAUGGGGGAGCUGGAGGCAGUUACAUAGACAUCAUUGUUGGAACUCAAACAACUGUUGAUGGUACAAUAGCUGUGAAUGGAGAAUCUGGUAUAAGUGGGAAUGUGAGGAGCGGAGGUGGUAGUGGUGGUACAUGCAAGAUCACAACAGGUUCCCUUAUUGGACAUGGAACAAUAACUAGCCAUGGUGGAAUGGCAUAUGGAGGAACAUAUUAUUAUGAAACCUACAUAGGAAAUGGAGGGGGAUCAGGUGGAAGAAUAUGUGUUAUGCUUAGAGAGAACUUGAGAUUCCUCGGAACAAUGUCAGCUUUAGGUGGAAGUGGGGCAACACACCAUGGAUCACCAGGUACUGUGUGGGUGCAGUCAACUGUAGGCGAGGACGUUACCAGUCAUAUUUGGGUAGAUCAUGCAGAUCGAUCAUUCAGUUGUGCUAGCUACCCUGUAUACAUUGACAUUGAUUCAGUAAACAACUUUCAUCCAAUGAGAAAAGCAUGUGUGUUUCCAACACAGGACAUUGUUGUUGAACAUGUAGGAGGAGAUGGCGAUGCUGAGAUACAGAUAAAUGAGAACAUAACAAUGUAUCUAGCUGACGGUUACCUGCGUACACAUGUCCAAUCUUCGCUCUAUAUCAAUGGAGCCGUUAUUUUCCCUACAACAACUUACGCAGAACAAUAUGUUACAAAUGAGGGUUCCAUCAUUGGUGUUGAACACUGGUACUCAAGAGGACAUACAAAAUUGAUUUCAACAGGACAGUCAAGUUGUUCCUUAGCAAGUGAUGUUGGAGCAUACUAUUUUACUUCCUUUACUACAUUAAGUGAUGGCCAUUUCUCGAUCGCUGACGAUACCAUGUAUGAUGUCAAAGAAAGCAUUACAAUGUUCACGGAUACAUUCCAUAUGGAGGGACAAUCACAUGGAUAUAUCAACAAGUCAGCUAAUAUCAUGGGCAGAGUUCUUGAAAUUGAGAAACAGUCAAUCCUGGACGGGAUCGGUGAGGGAUAUGGUUCCAGCUCCGGACCCGGUGCCGGUUGUACAUCAGGAUGUGGAUCAGGUGGAGGUCAUGGGGGAGAUGGAGGAAGUUGCUCUGGAUGUGGAAGUUGUGCUGGUGGAGAAUCUUAUGACAACGAUGCUCUUCCAUCAAUGGCAGGAAGUGGAGCUGGAAUCUGCUCUCAUGGAAAAACCGACAUUGGAGGACGUGGUGGUUCGGCAGUUCGACUGGCACAUAGCUUUACUGUAAUAGAUGGUACUGUGACAAUGAGUGGAGAAGAUUCAGUUGGCGGUGGAGGUGGUGGAGCUGGAGGGUCUGUUUGGAUUGAUGGGGAAGUUGUUGAAGGAUGGGGUCACAUUAAUGCAGAUGGAGCUGUUGGUGGCUCAGAUACAUGUAGUCACUACACCAGUCAUAGAGGUGGUGGUGGAGGUGGUGGAAAAAUACGAACUUGGGGUAAAGAUGUGUCUAGCAAAGUGUUACGGCAGCAUAGAACAGUUGCCGGAGGUUCAGGCUCAUACAGAAAUGGUAAUAGCGGUACAAUUUACAGUACUCAUGGUGACUUGUGUAGUGGAUAUGGUGCUUGGAAUGCAUCAACACUGCUAUGUGACUGUAAUGAUGGUCAUGUUGGAUAUGACUGCCAAUUUGUCUGUGAUAAUGAAAUUACAUGUAGAGGCAAUGGCGAGUGCAAUAGCCAGGGGCAAUGUGAGUGUACAAGUGGUAUCGUUGGAACACAUUGUGAAAAUGAGUGCCAUAGAGACAUUGAUUGUAAUGGAAAUGGUGAAUGUUCUACCUGCGGACUUUGCGUAUGCGAUCCUUGCUUCUCUGGGCCAGACUGCUCCAUUGAAUGUGGUGGUGCCGGUACUUGUGUUGCAGACCAGUGUGUGUGUGACGAUUGCCAUUUAGGUGCCCAUUGCACAUCUGAGUGCAACGGACAUGGCUCUUGUGAUUCAAACACAUGUGCAUGUGAUGCAAACUGGGGUGGAGAUAAAUGUACUCUAAAAGGCUGCCCAGGACCUGAUCUUGAUUGUAAUGGACAUGGAAUCUGUAAUUCAGGGACAAGCACAUGCUUCUGUGACAUUGGCUGGCUAGGCGAUGACUGUGGUGAGCUUGACUGUCCCGGAGAACCAAAUUGUCUCGGACAAGGGAUCUGUAACACCCAGUUUGAUCCUCCUAAAUGUACAAACUGUGAUGAUGGGUGGAUGGGAGCAGAUUGUGGCACAGUUUGUUUGUACGGUACACCGAACGAAGACGAGACUGUAUGUAAUUGUACUGAAACCUGUCAUCAUGGCAUCGGAUGUGAUAUUGAAUGUUCUGGAAACGGCAAAUGUCAUGAGGACGGUACGGGAGAUUGCUUUUGCGAUCCUUUAUCCGGAUGGAGUGGUACUUACUGUCAAAUUCCAGGAUGCCCUCGGAACCCAGAUACAGAUGUGCAAUGCAGUAGCCGUGGUAACUGUGACGCUGAGAAACACAAAUGUGAUUGUUUUGCUGGUUGGAUAGGUGUUGCUUGUCAUGAACCAGAUUGUCCUGGUGAUCCGAUCGAUUGCUUUGGUCGAGGACAGUGUGAUGAAUCCACAAAUCCACCUUUGUGCGUGAAUUGCCACGAGAAUUGGAUGGGUCCAGCUUGUAACGACCCUUGCUUGCACGGCAUUCAGGAGCCAAUGAACAGUGGUAACUGCUCUUGUGUCGAAGGCUGGACAGGUGUCGGUUGCAACUCUGAGUGUUCGGAACAUGGAGAAAUAAGUGAUGUGACUGGUUUCUGUGUUUGCACAUAUGAACUUGGCUGGAAAGGACGAGUCUGUGAAAUUCCAGGAUGUCCGGGCCUUUUCAAUAAAGACUGUAGCGGAAGAGGUGGAUGUGCCAGUGCAUCGGCUACAUGCACAUGUAAUAGAGGUUGGCAAGGUCUUGGUUGUGAGGAGGCGGACUGUCCGGGCGAUCCAGACUGUAAUAACAAUGGUACUUGUGAUGAUACACUCGAUCCUCCAAUUUGUCGUUGUGACGAUGGUUGGUUUGGAGAUGACUGCAGUGAACCUUGUGUAAACGGGCAAAUGAAUCCAGUAGGCAGCCAGAACUGCCAGUGCCAUCCAGGUUGGGUUGGUAUAAAUUGUAACAUAGAGUGUUCUUUCAAUGGCAUUAUAGUUGAAGAUAAAUGUCAAUGUGACAUAGGUUGGCGUGGUAAAUACUGUGAUAUACCAGGCUGCCCUGGAGAGACUACAGAUUGCAGUGGCCAUGGGGAAUGCAACAAAGAAGAGCAUGUAUGUUCUUGCUACCCUGGAUGGACAGGUGAGAAGGAUGGAAACGGUUACCUUGAUCUGUUGACAAAUGCUUGCGAUGUUCCCGACUGCCCAGGUCAGCCUGAUUGUAGUGAUGUGGGCGAGUGUGAUUCCACACUUACUGUCCCCAAAUGUAAGAACUGUAUGGCAGGCUGGAUGGGAGAAUCAUGUGAACAUGUUUGCGAUGCUUCUCAUGGUAAACAGAGCCCAAUGAACAGCGGGUUCUGUGAGUGUGACAGUUGCUAUACUGGGAAAGGAUGCAAUGUUGAAUGCAGUGACCAUGGACCAUGCAUUGAUGGUAAAUGCAACUGUACAGUUGGAUGGAGAGGCUCAAAAUGUGAAGAUCCCGGUUGCCCUGGAAACAACACUGACUGCUCAGAUCAUGGAGCAUGCAACACAGCUACACAUGAAUGCACAUGCCUUACAGGUUGGACUGGUGAGGACUGCAGUAUACCAGACUGUGGAUAUGGGGCAUGUUAUGUAGAAGAAGGUCGGGGUUAUUGUGAUGGGUCAACGGGAGAACCUAAAUGUGUGUGCAAUACAGAAGAUGGAUGGUUUGGCCUGGAUUGUGACAAGCAAUGUAUGAAUGGUACAGUGGUGAAUAUGAACAAUACGCAUGGAGGUGAAUGCGAAUGUUUUAACUGUUACAAUGGUGACAGAUGCCAGAUUGAAUGCUCUAAUAAUGGAUUCUGCAAUAACACCUACAGGAAUGAAUGCAUUUGUUUCAAUGAACCAAAAAAUGCAUGGGCAAACACCCUAUGUGAAGACGAAGCAUGUCCUGGAGAAGACAAGAAUUGUAACGGACAUGGAUCAUGUGUGAAUAUGGUGUGUUUAUGUAACGUAGGAUGGCAAGGGGAUGAUUGCGGCACGCCACUUUGUCCUAACAAUUGUUCAGGAAAUGGUAUUUGUGAAUAUGAUGAAGUUAUAGAGUCAGCUGUCUGUCGGUGUUCGGAACAAUGGAUAGGUAAAGAUUGCCGUAUGCCAUGUAUAAAUGGAACAAAUCUUGGAGACGGCAUAUGCACUUGUAACAGAACUUGUGAUACAGGAAUUUCUUGUCAUUCAAUUUGUAAUGGACGUGGGGUGUGCGAAGAGAAUGGGGAGUGUACAUGUGAUUUUGAUCUUGGAUUCAAAGGUGAUCAGUGCCAGUUAGAUGGGUGCCCUGGAUGGCCAGAAAACUGCAUGGGCAUCGAGUUUGGCUCGUGUAAUGAGGCUAAUGGAAAGUGUACAUGCGAGCAAGGUUAUAAAGGGAAUGCCUGUCAUAUUCCCGACUGUGACUGCAGUGGUGUAAACGCAACUUGUGAAAAAAGAGAAGGUGACCUUAAACCAAGAUGCUAUGAUUGUGAUCCUCCAUAUAUUGGAGAUCAGUGCCAAUACAGGUGUGUACAUGGGGUGGAAGAUCCAGAAACUUUCAUGUGUAACUGUUUGCCUUGCUACAAUGGUGAGGAGUGCGAUCUUCAAUGUAACAAUGAAGGAACCUGUACAUCUGAAGGCACAUGUGAUUGUGGAUUUGACGGGUUCCGAGGAGAAUUUUGUGAGAAUGAGGAGUGCCCAGGAAAUGUAACAUCAUGUUCAGGACAUGGAAGUUGUAACGCUGGAACUGGAAAAUGUAGCUGCAACCCAGGUUGGACUGGUAUUGGAUGCCACAUAGCUAAAUGUGAAAAUGAUUGUAGUGGGUCUGGUACAUGUUUACCGUUGGAUACUCCUGUCUGUGAAUGUAGCCCAAAAUACUUUGGUAGUGAUUGUGGAAGUUAUUGUGACAAUGGUAACGUAACAGUUAUAGUUGUUGAAGAGAAGGAGAUCGAAUAUUGCAGCUGUAACAAAUGCUUCUCAGGUUUUAAUUGUGACAUAGAAUGCAAUGGUCGAGGCACCUGUGCAGGAGACGCAUGUGAUUGUGGGUCAGAUGGUUGGAAGGGCGAUAACUGUGAAAAGGCUGGUUGUCCUGGAGCAAAUGGACUUGACUGCUCUGGACAUGGAUCAUGUGUGACUGCAUCAAAUACAGAUAUCG